GAGAGCUACCGACCAGCAAUGGCGGAGAGGGUGAGGAGGCUGGCGUCGCAGCGCGCGGUGGUGAUCUUCGGGACGAGCAACUGCUGCAUGUGCCACGUGGUGAAGACGCUCUUCACGGAGAUGGGCGUCAGUUGGACGGUGCACGAGCUGGACAAGGACCCCCGCGGGAAGGACGUCGAGAGGGCGCUCGCCAGCAUGGCCGGCCGGAGCCUGCCCGUGCCGGCCGUCUUCAUCGGUGGCGCGCUCGUCGGCCCCACCGACAAGGUCAUGGCGCUGCACCUCGGCGGCCAGCUCGUGCCGCUCCUUCGCCAGGCCGGCGCCCUCUGGCUCUGAGGCAGCCUCUUACGAAUGCAUGGCUGAUGCAUGCAUGGAGUAGUAGCUUGCAGUUACAGAGUUAUACUACCUGUGAUCACAAUACGAGAAUCCACCUUAUGCAUACAUAAUGCUGUUCGAUCGGUUAAUGGCGUAUGUAUUGUACAUUGGGUGCAGCUACAUGUCAGUCCAUUGGUUU
Molecule: messenger RNA, 511 nt
Organism: Triticum aestivum (bread wheat)
Lineage: Eukaryota; Viridiplantae; Streptophyta; Magnoliopsida; Poales; Poaceae
Product: putative glutaredoxin-C2
Exons: 1
Coding region: 19-333 (104 amino acids)
Source: RefSeq, a predicted model, not a curated record